AUGGCAGCAGCAACCCAGGCUGUCGUACCACAACCUAGUUUCUAUGGAGACUACGAGAAUGGCGAGGAACCUACCAAUUGGAUACAGAAGUAUGACCUCUUAUUUCCGCCGUCUUAUAUGGACGUGGACAAGAUAAACAGGUUUGAGCUCCAAUGUGCAGCAGCAAGCCCUGCGGAAAUGUGGUUUGCGACCCUAGGGACGGCAGAGAAAGCCUCCUGGGCCACCUUCCUUGCAGCCUUCAGAACAUGGUGGCCUCAACCACCACAGAUAACACUCACAGUUGCACAGAAGAAGGACCAAAUUUGUGCACUGACCCUCAAGGACAAGGAUAUUGGAGUAAUGAUUGAGGAGGACAGAGGCAGAGAGUGGGGACACAUUAAGUGGGGGCAGAGACUAGGACUCAAACAAGGAUAUCACAACAAAGAGGAAAGGAUAGCAGGGACAUCUUAG
Messenger RNA from Suillus subalutaceus, 450 nucleotides. RefSeq lists its product as uncharacterized. Lineage: Eukaryota; Fungi; Basidiomycota; Agaricomycetes; Boletales; Suillaceae. The record is from RefSeq and is a predicted model, not a curated record. The transcript has 2 exons. The coding region runs from base 1 to 450 and encodes 149 amino acids.